This is a messenger RNA of Juglans regia (Persian walnut), 879 nucleotides long. RefSeq lists its product as uncharacterized. The record is from RefSeq and is a predicted model, not a curated record. The coding region runs from base 135 to 431 and encodes 98 amino acids. The transcript has a single exon. NCBI's taxonomy places the organism in Eukaryota, Viridiplantae, Streptophyta, Magnoliopsida, Fagales, Juglandaceae.
UGUUAUGAUUGCCACCAUUAUACUCCUCAUGAUUGACAGCCAUGAUUCCUUCUUUAACGCACCCUAUAAAAGCAAGAGUUAAGCAUGAACAAAUCACAGACCAAUUAAGAGAACCUGCACAACUCUAGCUAGCAAUGUUGAGGAGAGGAUCUCUGACCAUUUCCAUGCUAUCAAAUUCUACCAUGUUGGUGGGUUGGUGCCGGCCACGCCGACGGCUUAGACGGCGGAAGGGUAGUACCAUUCGGUUAGGAAAUAAGAGGCGAGGGCUGUGCCUAGGAUCCAGGCCAGUGGUGCAAUGGGGGGUGAUGAUGGGUCCUCUUAGGAUGCUGAAGAAGAUCAUCAUGGAUAUGGCACCAAAUGGACUGUUAAUAGAGGCUUAUUAUAGGUCUUUAACACCCUUUUUACGUCCACAGCUAUUUCCCCUAUGUUGAUUCGUUGCAGAAUUUCCUUUUGAGUGGGGUUUGUUCUUCUCUUGAUUUAUUUUCUUUUCUUGUAAAGUUCUGUAAUUAGGGGUUGAGCAACCCCUUCUGAUAACAGGCAAAUCGUAUAUCGAAUAUCAAGUGGUUGAUAAAAAAACAGAACCAAAUAUUGUAUAAAAUGAAAGAGGGUUCUUUUCCCAGCCUGUUUCUAAUAACUGCAUUUAAACAAAUACAAAAGGUCCUUCCAGAGUACAUGACCAUCCAUCAUUUGGAUAGCUUUUUGCAGUGUCGAAUUGCCUAGUUUCCUUAAUGUAAACCAUCCCAUGCAAUUCAAUUGAUCAGCAGAAUGCACAAAGAAGCCUUUGCAUGAACCGUCACUGCAAAAGGCAACCUUUCUUUUCAGUAGUUGAAGGGCACUUACCCUCCUUACUCUUGAGUAGAUUGGUGAAUUUAGGAGAGG